AUGAUGGCUUCUCAGACAUCACCCACGGCGGCGAUGCAUCCGCAUCAUGUUGUUCAGCAGGGUCGAGGCCAACCCAAUGGCCAUGUUGCCUUGCAACCGCCGCAUCAAGCAAAGCCAGCGUCGCAUUACCUUCAGCAGGCAAACGAGGCUAUUUGGCUGCAGCUCGGCCACUGCUACCUCAUGAUGGAUGAUCUCCAACAAGCGUACUCGGCAUACCAGCAAGCUCUGUAUCACUUGCCUGAUCCCAAGGUUUGUCAACCCCUCCCUCUCUGGUACGGCAUCGGUAUCCUCUACGAUCGCUAUGGCUCGCUUGAGCACGCCGAAGAAGCCUUCUCCCAAGUCAUGCGCAUGGACCCGCGCUUCGAGAAAGCCAACGAGAUAUACUUCCGUCUCGGCAUAANNUAUACAAGCAACAACAGAAGUUCCAGCAAAGUCUGGAGGUAUGCCUCUUUCCUGUCCGCUGUAGCUGCCGGUAGACUGACCAUAUCCCAGUGUUUCAAAUAUAUUGUCACCGACCCUCCUCGACCAUUGAGCGAAGAGGACAUCUGGUUCCAGAUUGGUCAUGUUUACGAGCAGCAGAAAGAGUAUGACUCAGCCAAGAGCGCUUACAUGCGCGUCCUCGACCGCGACCCCAACCACGCCAAGGUUCUGCAACAACUCGGAUGGCUACACCACCAGCAAAGCACCAGCUUCAGCAGCCAAGAGCAGGCAAUAGAAUACCUAGAGAAGUCGGUCAACUCAGACCAGACUGAUNGCACAAAGCUGGUACCUCCUUGGUCGCUGCUACAUGUCUCAGCAAAAUACCCCAAGGCUUAUGAAGCCUACCAACAAGCUGUCUACCGUGAUGGCCGCAACCCUACUUUCUGGUGCUCGAUUGGUGUGCUGUACUACCAGAUCAACCAAUACCGCGACGCACUGGAUGCUUACUCGAGGGCUAUUCGCCUCAAUCCCAACAUCUCCGAGGUCUGGUACGACCUGGGCACGCUGUACGAGUCCUGCAACAACCAGACCAACGACGCUCUUGACGCCUACUCUAGAGCUGCUGAGCUCGAUCCAACCAACGUGCACAUCAAGGCCCGUCUUGCCCUGCUCAAGGGUCAGCCUACCAACGGCCUGCCUAACCAAGCAGGCGCACCGCUCCCUCAAGAUGUGCCUCCUCAAGCAUACCAGCCGGGCGCUUUGGGUGCUGGCCCACCCGCUCCUCAGUGGGGAGCUCCUCCUCCGGGUCAAGCUCAAGCUGCUCAACAGCCUCCCNCAGGUGCAGAUUGGUCCCGUAACAACCGUCUUGCCGACCUUCAGAACCCUCAGAACCCUGGCGCUCAGCCUCAGAUGCUGAACCCAUACGACUCGAGAGAUCGUCUCGCCCAGCAUGUUCCUCCUCGUCAACCCACUCCGCCAAAGCAAGAGCCCAGGCAGUACCAGGAUCAACCUCAGCGUCCACCCCCUCCAGCCCACAGAGGCCUAUCGCCUUCACCUAAGGUGCUUUACAAUGCUCCUGGACCUGGCGCCUACCCUCCUGCACCCCAGGCACAGACUCCCUCCCAGCUUCCCCAGCCUCUGCCUCAGCAACAGGGACCGGCUCCACCAAACCGCAUUGCCAACCCUAACUAUGGCCCACAAUCGUCUAGUGUACCUCCUCCAGCCGCAAGCAUGGGUGCCCCUCCACCAGCUCAGGGCCAAGCCCCCGGCUACCCUAACAGGAUGGCCAGCCCUCCUGAGAUUCGUCCCAUCAUCGACAACCAGACUUCUCCUAAUGGCAAAUUUGGCCGUCAGCCCUUUGAGCAUCACCCUACUUCUGGUACGCCUAGCAUUGCCGGAGGUGCUCCUCCACCUAAUGCGGCUCUGCAGGCAGCUGAAGCAGCAGCCAGGGAGCGCGAAGACCGCCCUUCGACCGCUCCUCCCAAGAGACAUAGAGAAUGGGAAGAUGAUGCCUCAAGCAUGAGCUCACAGAAGAAGCCCGCAAACGAAGAGAGCCGCUCGCGUCUGGAAGACCCUAGCAGCAGACGUGCUUCGCCACCAGACCGCAUGGAUCGUAUCCCGAAGUCGCCGUACAGAAGCCCAUCAGAGGUGCGACGUGCAGAUGACCAGCGACGUGCUACUGAAAACUACCACCCUUCCGAAGCCGCACACCAUCCACCAGCCCUAGGACCCGCUCAAGUUAACCCUCAACCCUCUCCUCGCAUUGGUGCUACAGAUGAGCGCAGGGAACAGCUCACACCGGCACCUCCAACUCAGCAGCUUNCCCCUCCUCCCCAGCCUCCUACUCAAGCUCCGACACCCGUCCAGUCUCAGGUCCCGCCACAGCCUCAGCCUCAGCAGCCUCACUUGGAGCCCGCGGCUCGCAAGAUGGAGAUGGACGAGGACUAUGAUGACAGUGGUGACGAAGAGAAGAGGCCCAUCAAGCCUCAAAGUGAAAGGAACAGCCCGAAGGCAAGCAACGGCGCUGGCCACGAUUGA
Molecule: messenger RNA, 2457 nt
Organism: Aureobasidium vineae
Lineage: Eukaryota; Fungi; Ascomycota; Dothideomycetes; Dothideales; Saccotheciaceae
Source: the annotation of a GenBank genome assembly